AUGGAAAUCCGGAACUCUCGUCGAAUCCUGAUUAUUGGCAGCGCGCAAUCUGGUGCAUUGAGAGUGGUGCAGGAUCUGACCGGCACUGCGCCUUCGCUUAAUGAGGACGGCAGUACAGCUGGAUUGACUCACGAAUGGGACAUCGAAACCGCCUACUACACCGCCAAAGUGCCGAUAUGGAUGGAUGAAGUCCGCAGUGCCGAAGAAUGGAAGACCGAAUUUCGAAGACCGGAAGCCAAAGAAGUCGUCGAGGCGAUCGGAGCUUGGGUAUAUUGCUUCGAGCGGUCGUCUGACAGCAAUACCAUCACCAAUGUCAAAGCGAUUCUGGCUGCCAUCCAAGACGUCUUGGAGGAGCACGUCGGCUAUGCUGCGAAUGCGGUCAUGUUGGCCGUGGCGGUCCCUCGGAGCCAUAUCGCCACUUCUCAAGACAUCGAUCAUGGGGAAUGGGAAGACGUUUGUCUGGAGCAUGGAUUCGAGUUUAUUGACUACGCGAGAGAAGGAGCGAACGAGUUUCGCGAAGAGACUGGUUUUGCCCGCUUGAAGGAGGCGUUGGAGGCGAAUGAAUGGGAAUCCACUGCCGCUGAUGGGGAGGAAGACGAGGCCGACCUUGACAUCCAUGGCCUCGAUGAUGACGAGCAUUCCACUGGCUUUGCACGAGAUGAAGCAGAGAUGACGGCGGAACUGUUCGGGAUGAAAGCGGCAUUGGCUGAUCACGAUCACGAUGCGGAACCUGAUGACUUCAUGUCCUUAAACGAGCAGGCAGGUCAGGUUGACGAUCUGGACAGACUCAUGGGAAGGCUCCUGGCAGUCAAGGAGCAGAGCGCCGGUCUCCCAGAAUCGGAGCGAAAGAGGUUGGCCGCGAAAGCGGUGAAGGAGCUGAUGCGGGAGUAA
Neohortaea acidophila is the source of this 891-nucleotide messenger RNA. RefSeq lists its product as uncharacterized. The coding region runs from base 1 to 891 and encodes 296 amino acids. Lineage: Eukaryota; Fungi; Ascomycota; Dothideomycetes; Mycosphaerellales; Teratosphaeriaceae. The transcript is spliced from 2 exons. The record is from RefSeq and is a predicted model, not a curated record. Gene Ontology annotation, molecular function: protein-macromolecule adaptor activity. Gene Ontology annotation, biological process: vesicle-mediated transport.